ACGUCAUUAAACGUUCAACGUCGCUCUUUAGCAACGAGAACAAACUGGAUCUUUGCGUUUACUACGACAAUUUAUUUUGAAAUAUCUGAAGACGAGAAACAGGCUGUUUUACUUGGUGUGUGAGACUGAGAGAUGCAUGUAACAAAAGAUGGGCUCGAAUCAUGAACCGUCUACGUCGCCGCUUGCACGGCAGGAGGGGUCAGAGAGUGGACCCAGAGACAAUCAUAGAUGAGACCGGGGCUAGGGACAUGGUGUUGACCAAAUCCUAUAUUGUUAUACCGGAUAUAUUAGCCUCUAAAGACACUGGCAUAGAUACUCCUCGUGAUAUGGCCAUAAAUGACCAGGACUUUGACAGACAAGUGGAGGAAUAUGUAGCAGGAAUUCUAAAAUCAGCAGUCGACACAUUGACGUCUGACUCACAGUUGCUAAGCAACACCAAACUGAUCAAAGUUGACGCAGACGACAAUAUUUCCUUGACAUCAAGUGUGAUCAGCCAAAUAGCCGACAUUGCUGUCACACAGAGUUUGUCAGCUAUUGCCAUGGAGACCGACAUCAACCAAUCAGCAAACAAACACAACAAACCAAAGACAUUCUCAGAUUGCAUAGAUGCUUCCGGUAUUAAAGCAGACGACAAUAAUGUAACUGAUCUUCCAAACGGAAACUCAUAGACAAAUGAUGAAACAGACGGCAUGUUUUAGAAAUGCGGAAUGUUAUUUGUAUUAUUUGUAUAUGUUUAAACGUUUUGAGAUAUUUCGAACUUUAUUACUGGAAGUUCUGAAAUAUUCAUUUAUUAAACUUAUUGAAUUUUCGUAAAAAUGUUGUUUAUUGUUUGAAUUACGUCUGUCCAUAAGCCUCAUCAUGACAAAAUGUGUGCG
Messenger RNA from Ruditapes philippinarum (Manila clam), 875 nucleotides. RefSeq lists its product as uncharacterized. The record is from RefSeq and is a predicted model, not a curated record. The transcript has 7 exons. The coding region runs from base 162 to 668 and encodes 168 amino acids. Lineage: Eukaryota; Metazoa; Mollusca; Bivalvia; Venerida; Veneridae.